Messenger RNA from Anopheles moucheti, 1253 nucleotides. RefSeq names its product sideroflexin-2 (gene Sfxn2). Gene Ontology annotation, molecular function: monoatomic ion transmembrane transporter activity. The coding region runs from base 99 to 1067 and encodes 322 amino acids. The record is from RefSeq and is a predicted model, not a curated record. Lineage: Eukaryota; Metazoa; Arthropoda; Insecta; Diptera; Culicidae. Gene Ontology annotation, biological process: serine import into mitochondrion; monoatomic ion transport. Gene Ontology annotation, cellular component: mitochondrial inner membrane. The transcript has 6 exons.
CCGGCUGGCACUGACAAACACAGCAGUGCGUGUGCGUGUGUAUUUUUGUGGUGCAUUGGGGCGGAGCGCAAAUUCGUGAACGUCUCAUUAAAAUCGCCAUGUCCAACAUUGAUAUCGUCCAGCCGUUGUGGGAUCUGAGCACCUUUACUGGACGGUUGAAGCACUACUUCUGGAUAACUGACCCGCGCACAUGUUUUGCCACCGAUGAUGAGCUAGAUCGCGCAAAAGAGUUGUAUUUAACUGUAAAGGCCGGCACAAUACCUCAAAAUACAACGAUCGAUCAAAUACAUUAUGCAAAAAAGCUGUACGAAAGCGCUUUCCAUCCGGAUAGUGGCGAAAAGCAAAAUGUGUUCGGACGGAUGAGCUUUCAGAUGCCGGGGGGUAUGGCCAUAACUGGGGCUAUGUUGCAGUGGUACAAAACGACUACUGGAGUAGUUUUCUGGCAAUGGGUUAAUCAAUCCUUUAAUGCGCUGGUCAACUACACAAACCGUAACGCAAACUCGUCCCUCUCAACCACGCAACUGGCGGUGGCGUACGUUUCGGCCACAACAUCCGCCCUUGUGGCCGCGGUUGGAUACAAAGCGUAUCUGCAAAAACGAGCCACUCCACUGUUCCAGCGUUACGUUCCAUUUGUGGCGGUAGCGGCGGCCAACUGUAUCAACAUACCUCUCAUGCGGCAGAACGAACUUAUAUACGGAAUUGGCAUCGAGGAUGAGAAUGGUAAUGUGGUGGGUUCGAGCCGGUUGGCCGCUGGUAAAGGCAUUGCACAGGUGAUAUUUUCUCGCAUUGCCAUGUGCGCACCAGGGAUGUUGAUUUUGCCCGUGAUCAUGGAACGAUUGGAGCAAUACCAAUCAUUCCGUCGUAUCGCUAUUCUUCACGCACCAUUCCAGGUUUUGGUCGUUGGUUGUUUCUUAACGGUAAUGGUUCCGACGGCAUGUGCAUUGUUCCCGCAAAAGGCUGAGCUGAGCACGAGCGUGAUGAAGUUGGUCGAGCCAAAGUUUUACGAGGAAAUGUGCAAGAAAACCGAUCGCAUACCUGAGCUUGUGUACUUUAACAAGGGACUGUAAGCAGCACAUUUGCCAUCCCGCCGGUCGCUACUAGUCAAUGCAAGAAGACAAGAAGAUUUGUUUUACACUCACGUGUCCGCAACUAGUCGGCCUCUCGAAUGCAUCCAAUGCAGUGCAGGAUACAAUAAAGUAAUCGUCACCUGGUAGAUCGUUGAAUUUGAUUGCUGUUGCUCUAUUAUUUACGAU